AAAAAAAAAGGAUUGAUAACAAAAAAAAGAGGAGGAGAAUUCAGAAAACAAAAAAACCAGACAGUUCUGUAAUCACAACCUCAAUUUUUGAUAAUCAGCUUCAUCAAUUCUUCCCAAUAUCUGAUCGCCCAGUUUUGUGAAUGAGAAGCUAAUCAAGAUUGGCCAUAGUCAAAAUUCCCUCGUUGACUUUCCCAAUUCCGUCAAUUUUUGAAGAAGGGUUAGGGUUUCUCUGCUAUUGGAUUCUUAGUACAUUCUUCUCUUCAAACUCGGGUAACUCCUAAUUUUGAUUAUUUAUUUACUGUACUGCUUUAGUUUCUUGUAAGGUUAUAGUAAGUGAGGGAAUUCUGUGAUUUAUUAGAGGAAGAAAUGAGAGAGGAUGAUUCGAAUUGGUUUUCAAAAUGGGAAGAUGAACUUCCAUCACCUGAAGAUCUUAUGCCUCUAUCUCAAACCCUAAUUACUCCUGAUCUUGCUUUAGCUUUUGAUAUUAGAACCCCAACUCCCAAUUCCAAUAACCCUUCCUCACUCCAUCACCAUCCCAAUCAAAAUCAAAUUCAAAAUCAGCACCAUCAGCCCCCACCGCCUCCUCCUCUUUCCACCUCCCCUUCCCCCACCAAUCCCUUGGCCUCCCAACCGAGUUCCGCUGAAUAUGCUGCUGAUUCGGCUGACAUGGGUUCUGGGGCUGCUGGUGAUGAACCUGCGAGAACGCUUAAAAGACCUCGUCUUGUUUGGACCCCGCAGCUUCAUAAGAGAUUUGUUGAUGCUGUUGCCCACUUGGGGAUUAAAAAUGCUGUCCCGAAAACUAUAAUGCAGCUUAUGAGUGUUGAUGGGUUGACUAGAGAAAAUGUUGCUAGUCAUCUACAGAAGUAUAGAUUGUAUUUGAAACGAAUGCAGGGUUUGUCUUCUGGUGUUAAUGGUGGUGCUGCUUCUGCCUCUGAUGCUGCUACUGAACACUUGUUUGCGAGUUCUCCUGUGCCUGCUCACUUCUUGCAUCCAGGGAGGCCUAAUUCAGAUCAUUUUCUGCCGUUUGUUCCCGUGGCGGCCCUUCAACACCAUCAUCACCAGCAGCAGAUGGCAGCUGCAGUGGGACAUCCCCAAUUGCAGACACAGUACCAUAGGCAGAUGGGCCACUUUGGUUCACCUCCAAAUGGGCAGUUUGAGCAUCCAUUUUUGGCUAGGCAGUCGCAGCACAGGAUGGGGCAAGCAGUGCACAAUACUGUGGAGGAUUUGGAAUCUGCGAAUGGGAAUGGAGGGAGGAGGGUUCUCACACUUUUUCCUACAGGGGAUGAUUGAGUCUGGUUGUUGAUGCUGUUGCUGUUGGUAAUUGAAGGUAGAAACUGGUCUUGGCUUUCCAUCUCAAGACUCAAUUGUGUUUAGUUGCUCAUCUGGAGUAAUUGGGAUGGAUGGUAGUGCCAAUUAUGACACUCUUCAAUGUAAUUAAAAUGUUGGUACUCCCAUGUCAGCUUCUUGAGAUGGAUACUCAAAAUGAUGCAUUCUGGCAUCUUGUGAUAUCGGGUCAACCUGGAUAUGGUAGAGGGUUUGCUUAUUUUGGGUAUCAAGUUGUUACGAGGGAGGUUUAUCUGAAUAUCGUGGUUGUGGACGAGGAUAAAUGAAGUUAUGUUCUCUGGGUGUUGCCACAUUCAGCACUUUUAUUAGUUCAAUGUUGUGUAGAGGUUAGGGGUGAGCAAAAUUAUGAACUGGCUGAACCGAUAACUUUCGGUCGGUUCGGUGGUAAAUUCAGGCUCUUGAAAACGGUAUUAUAUUUUAUGUAGUUCUUUAAAUAUUAAGUUUUCAUUUGAUCGCUUAA
Molecule: messenger RNA, 1804 nt
Organism: Mercurialis annua (annual mercury)
Lineage: Eukaryota; Viridiplantae; Streptophyta; Magnoliopsida; Malpighiales; Euphorbiaceae
Product: transcription factor MYBC1
Exons: 2
Coding region: 367-1290 (307 amino acids)
Biological process (GO): regulation of DNA-templated transcription
Cellular component (GO): nucleus
Molecular function (GO): DNA-binding transcription factor activity; DNA binding
Source: RefSeq, a predicted model, not a curated record